CUUCAUUAUUAAGAACUGAAAAAAUCUCAUAUUGGAAAAAUUCUAAUUCAGCAAGCAUAGAGGAGGUUAGAUCAUUAAUUGAAACAAAUAUAACUUUAAAGCAAGAGUUAUUUGGUGUAGGAAUUAGAGAAAUUGUUAAUGAAAUAGAAAAAAGUAUUAAAAAAAUAAAUGAAGUAGAAACAGGAGUUGCGAUUGAAAGAACUCUUUCGGAGAUAGAAAAAAUAAUUAAUUAUGUAACUGUAGUAAAAAUAUGUAUUGGACAAAAAACUGAAGGAUUUGACGAGGUAUUUCGCCUUCGGGGAAUUUAUCUUGUAAGAAAUCAAAAAAAUUCCGAUAACAUUCAUGAAACAUUCGCAAAUUUAGAGAAUCAGGGUUAA
Messenger RNA from Funneliformis geosporum, 377 nucleotides. The record is from the annotation of a GenBank genome assembly. Lineage: Eukaryota; Fungi; Glomeromycota; Glomeromycetes; Glomerales; Glomeraceae.